Molecule: messenger RNA, 3431 nt
Organism: Psammomys obesus (fat sand rat)
Lineage: Eukaryota; Metazoa; Chordata; Mammalia; Rodentia; Muridae
Gene: Il7r
Product: interleukin 7 receptor
Exons: 8
Coding region: 108-1490 (460 amino acids)
Biological process (GO): positive regulation of receptor signaling pathway via JAK-STAT; cytokine-mediated signaling pathway; hemopoiesis
Cellular component (GO): membrane; external side of plasma membrane
Molecular function (GO): protein binding; cytokine receptor activity
Source: RefSeq, a predicted model, not a curated record
GCUAGGUUUGGUUCCCCCUCUCUCUCUCAUUCACUUGCACACACAACUGUGCUUCUCCUCUCCUCUCUCUCUCUCUCUCUCUCUCUCUCUCUCUCUCUCUCAGAAGGAUGGUUCUGGGUAUAGCUUUUGCUAUGGUUUUCUGUUUACUUCAAGCUGUUUCUGGAGAAAGUGGCAAUGCACAGGACGGAGACCUAGAAGAUGCAGAACCUGAUUACUCCUUCCAGUGCUACAGCCAGUUGGAAGUGGAGGGAGAAUUGCACUUACUGAAAUGUGCUUUUGAUGACCCAGACAUCAACAGCACUGAUCUGGAAUUUGAAAUAUGUGGGGCUCUUCUAAACAAUGAUUGCCUGACUCUUGAUAAGCUGCAAGAGACAUAUUUUAUCAAAACAGCAGAAUUUGUAAUGAUUGGUGACAGCAAUAUAUGUGUGAAGCUUGGAAAAAGAAAAUUAACUUGCAAAAAUAUAAACAUAGUCACAAUAGUUAAACCUGAGGCUCCUUUUGACCUAAAAAUAGUUUACCGAAAAGAAGCAAAUGAUUUUUUUGUGACAUUUAAUACAUCUCACUCAAGAAAGAAGUAUCUGAAAAAUUUAAUGCAUGACGUGGCCUACCGCCCAGGAAAGGGUAAAGGAAACUGGACGCAUAUACAUCUAUCCAAUACAAUAACAACAAUCCUACAGAGAACGCUACAACCAAAAGCAGUGUAUGAAGUCAAAGUCCGAUCCAUCCCCCAUGACAGAUACUUCAAAGGUUUCUGGAGCGAGUGGAGUCCAAGUUCCACCUUCGAAACUCCAGAGCGUGAGAACGCAGGGCAAUGGGAUAUUGUUUUGGCAAGUAUCGGCAUUCUGAGUUUCUUCUCUAUGGUUUUGUUGGUCAUCUUAGCCUGUGUGCUAUGGGAAAAAAGGAUUAAACCUAUUGUAUGGCCCAGUCUCCCUGAUCAUAAGAAAACUCUGGAACAACUAUGUAAGAAACCAAAAAAGAAUUUGAAUGUGAGUUUUAAUCCUGAAAGUUUGCUGGACUGCCAGAUUCAUGAGGUGAAUGGCAUUCAAGCCAGAGAUGAAGUAGAAAGCUUUCUGCAAAAUUCUCUUUCUCCACAACCUGAUCCUACACAACCCGAGGACCUGGAGAAGGAGGGACAUGGAGCAGCUGGACAAAGCCCAAACUGGCCAUCCGAGAUUUUAGAUAGCACACCAGAAACGUUCAGAAGAGAGUCACUCCUAAGAAGCCCGGCUAGAAAUCUGAGUACAUGCAAUACCCCCACAAUCCUUUCCUCUAGGUCCCCUGACUCCAGAGAUGGUGACAGGAAUAGGCCUCAUGUGUAUCAAGACUUGCUGCCAAGCCCUGGAAACACAAAUGACCCCCUCUCUCAGCCAUUUUCUCUCCAGGCAGGAAUCCUGAUUCUAGUUCCUCAGGGACAGCCCAUUUCCACUCCCUCAGCACUGAAUCAAGAAGAAGCAUAUGUCACCAUGUCUAGUUUUUACCAAAACAAAUGAAUUGUGAGAAACCUAAGACCCCCUUCUAUCACAAAAACAAUGAUCACUGGGCUACAAAGUCCAAAAUGCCUACCCUCCUUCAUAGCUCCCAGAAGACAAAGUCAAUGGGACCUUGUGACACAUCUUCAGCAUUCUGAGAAAUCAUUUUGAUAUCUUAUCUCAGAAGCAUUUACACAAAACAGGAAAAAUCAGUUUCUCCCUUGUUGGAUUUGUCUUAAGAGUUCAUAUGAGAUGACACAAUUAAAAUUACAAAACUCAAAUUAAACAAAAAACAAAGGGAAUGAUAAAAGAAUGUGAUGAAUGGUAGAAUAAAGAAGAAAAGAAGAGAAGCCCAACAGGAGCAGCUCUAUCUUUAGGACUUACUAUAUAUUCAGUACUCUAUGAUCUCAUUUCUUCUUCACAAGAAUACUACAAUGUGGGUUCAUCCAUUAUAAUUGUUAUUUUCUUUGUCAUAGAUGCCAAGGUUGAGUUCAAGUAGUUUGUCUAAGCUUUCCUUUCAGCAAGAGGUGAGGCAGCCUUCCCUUGCCAUGAACCUGUCUUAUUGUUGAGUGUCAAACAUCACCACUAAGUGGAUAAUUACAUAGUCAUUAUUCAAACUGGGCCAUUUUGGAAGAGAAAAUUAGAAGUAAUUAACAGUAAGUAUAAACUGUGUCUGUCUCAGAGAGAUGUGGAUUUAUGGUUAUUUUACUUCAAGUGGCUAUGAGGAAGAACUUAGAGAAAAAUAUACACUUAUGGAUAUGAAGUACCAUGACCAUGUGUCAAAGGAAAUGGGAGAAAGAAAAGAAACCAUCAAGCUCAUUAGAUUUUGUUUUUUUUUCUUUUGAAAACAAACUCAAGAAUCAAUAGAAGCCAAGAAGUUCCAGAGUCAGUUAUCAAGGCCAUGAUCCUCCUGCUGCUAUUACCCAUUGGCCUCCAUGUGAGAUCCCAGACCCAUAGCAGUACAUUUAACCAGUUAGUGAGUGGAAUAAUAGCCCUCCAUUGUGUGAGAUACCAUUACAAAUGACCUCAAGUUCUAUAGCUUCGAACUUUGCCUGAAGAGGGGGCUGGGUACACUUCAAUGAGUACCCCAGCUGAGACCAUGCUUAUGGAAACACAAAGAAGAUAGGUAAGUUAAUCAAAUUCAAACAUUAGUUCAUGAGUGCAAGCCACAAUUUUGUGUCUCUGCUGUGCACAGCCAAUCUCCUGAAGGAAACAGGAAAUGACUGGAAGAAACCAAUGUGUUCCUUAUCACUAAGAUCCUCUGUUUCAGGGUUGACAUUAGUUAUUUGAAUUUGGGUGUCUUUCUGGUCAUGUAUUAUAACCAUGCAUUAUAUUCAAUAACCACAGCUGCUGCUAAUGCUUGAUUAUACACUCAGGAACAGCAUACAAUGUAACAUUACUGAUUGGUUCUACCAAUUUCCCUCUUGGAUUUCAUGAAGGAAAAGCAAAACUCUUGGUCAGAGACAAUAUGCAAAACAGAGAUGUCCAGUACUACUUCCAAGUAAUGUGAAAGAAGGAUGAGAAAUAUGCAACUAAUUUGAUCAAUCAACAAUGUGUGGAUCCAGUUUCCAGUUACUCAAUUUACUUUCUAUAAAUCUUUGUCUCUCUCUUCAGUGAGGCUUCCACGGAAUUUGUGCCUUCAAAUCCAAGUAUGGGCUAUUUUAGAUGUAUAUAUUUGUGUUGUUUGCAGAACUAAGAUUUGGAACUGACAAAAAGGAUAAGAAUGUGUAUUUGGGAAUCUGGAAUUGAUACAGCUCUGGUGAUUGUUUUUUUUUGUGUGUGUGUGUGUGUGAGCUCAACAGUUUUUCUUCUGCAUUCUUUAAAACACUCACCAUUCACUACAGUGAAGUUCUCUGAGUUGACUGUGCACUUUUAAAAUGCAUUAUUAAUAUCCUGUAGAGCUCUUACAUAGAGAAAUGUAUGGCAUGUGUUACCAUUUCACAUUUAAUUAAAUGCUAAGGA